UCAAUGCAUGUCCACUCGUACUGAGGUGUAAUGUAAAAAAAGUUUAUCAUUCUCUUGGAUAUUAUGUUGCAUGUCACUACCUGUUCGACACCCUUAAAAAACAUCUGAUGAUCUAGAUUGCUACUUUUUGGACCUUAAUUAUCAGGAGUAUUGGUGAAAGGUAUCGACUGCAAUAUCACGAAGCUUGCCGACUAUGGUUGAGAGGAAACAUUUGAAAUAACUUUUGUACGUUUCUAUACGACUGAUGGUGCUUUUCUUAACUUUGAUCAGUAGUCCUGUAAAUUACACUUUUUAUUAAUUCGUUUUUAAACGAGAUAACGAGGCUUUCUCAUGACUUGAAAGGAAUUCGUGACAGACAAAUUGUUUUUAUAAAACGGGAUUCAUUUAUACUAAAAAAAUAAAAAUGACGUCGGAGCCACUUACUCACUCGAUGAAGUUGCAGUACUUCCUCCUUUUGGUCUUGAUAACGAUGAUCCAACCUCUCCCCACCGGGAGCAGAGCCGUGGUCAACUGGCCACUCGUAGCCGGUGACUUGACAUCGAUGGAUGUCGAUGAUCACCGUCGGUUGAGGAGUGCUCCUAUGAUUCCGAUGUCGACGAUAAGAGCGACUACGAGUAAUGACGAUGAGGAGACCAGGGAUCCAUGGCAAAUCAAUCAAAAUUUAUGCCCACCAUCCCUUGCACAUUUAUGCAACAUCCAGCAUCGAACGCCAAACGGUGAAACUCAAAGCUCUUUCGUGACACCGUUUUUCGAGGGCGACAUUGUCCUGGACUGGGAACAGAGAAGAAACCUUGGGCUAGCCGGCAUGCUUUCGAGGUCGUCACAAUCUGGUUCUCGACAUCGCCCACGGCGUGCUAUCAUCAAAGGUCGUGAUCGUCGAUGGCCAGACGCCAUCAUACCGUACACCAUCGAUUCAGAUUUCAAUCAUGAAGCUGUUAAGCUGAUCAGAUCUGCCCUAAAACACUGGCAGCAGAAUACCUGUAUCAGAUUUGUCCACAAGGAAUCAUCUCAUCAAGAUUAUUUGAGAUUUGCUUACAUUCCAGGAUGCUGGUCGUUUAUUGGUCGACAAGGUGGAGAGCAGCUGCUAUCAAUGGGACCAGGUUGUAAUGUAUUCAACACCAUCGUUCAUGAACUCGGGCAUGCUAUCGGCUACUGGCAUGAACAGUCUCGUCAAGAUCGAGACCGGUACAUUCAGGUGGUCCAGCGGAACAUCGCCCAGGGUACCGAGGAAAACUUCAACAAGAUCGCCAUCGCCAACGUCACCUCGCAGGGUUUCCCCUACGACUUCGCCUCCAUCAUGCACUACUCCGCCAACGCCUUCAGCGUCAAUGGCAAACCUACUAUACGGAUGAAGAAGAGGUACCGUGACCUCCUUCCCGAGGUCAGUGCAAGCCUUGGCCGACCUAGCAACGGGUUGAGCGAGCUGGAUAUCGCCCAGACAAGAGGGAUGUAUGAGUGCAAUGUGAGAGCUGCCAAGAAACAGAAAAAAGGGCCCUGUAUCCAGAGCGAAAGUGGCGACGGAAGAGAAUACCGCGGGGACAUCGACUUCACCGAGACCGGUGUCACCUGUCAAAGAUGGACGUCGAAAUACCCACACGAACACGGCUUCCUAUCGGAGGACGAAGCCAGCAACGAGGGGAGGGGUAUCGGACAUCAUAAUUUCUGCCGGAACCCUGGGGGUCAGAGAUUGCGACCAUGGUGUUUCACUACGCUCGAGAGGACAAUCUGGGAGUACUGCGACAUCAAAAUUUGUCCAGCGUUGUAAUACAUGUACAUGAACUGACAUGGUACUUCAUAUUAAAAUGUUAGAGAAUUUGUUAUUAUUUUUUU
Strongylocentrotus purpuratus (purple sea urchin) is the source of this 1830-nucleotide messenger RNA. Its product is annotated as zinc metalloproteinase nas-6. Gene Ontology annotation, molecular function: metalloendopeptidase activity; zinc ion binding. NCBI's taxonomy places the organism in Eukaryota, Metazoa, Echinodermata, Echinoidea, Camarodonta, Strongylocentrotidae. Bases 404 to 1765 code for a protein of 453 amino acids. The record is from RefSeq and is a predicted model, not a curated record. The transcript has 8 exons. Gene Ontology annotation, biological process: proteolysis.